CCACGCAACACCUGUUCACAGCUUGAACUUGCGGAUCAUGUCGAGGGCUGAUUUCAACGUUAGAACCUUGCAACACAUUGCGGGAACUUUUGCUGGAAUUGAUGCGCUCGAACGCGUCGUCAUUGUGGCGCCGCGUGCUGACUUUGAUCGUCCUUAUGCGUUCCGAUGUGAAGUCCCUGCAGCAGGGCACCCUUUGCGUGCGGAGGGCUUAGAACUGCUGUUUGCCCGCGCGGCUACCAUAGCGGUUGCGAUCGUUGGCACGUCAAAGUUGCGGAUCCACUGCGAGGAUGAUUCGACGUUGGUUUUUUUUGCAGAGGAAACUGUCAGAGAAUUCAGCACUGAUCUCGAACAUGCAACAAUUUGGCCCAGUUUUGAUCGAUCGAGGAGGACCAGAAGAUGUGGAUAUUGAUCUUUGCCAUCUACCCUUCCGCAGCCGGUCCAGCGCAUCUCAAGAGCCGCACUCCGAGCCGCUGGAAGAGCAGCUCUUUGUAGGAAUUGACUAUGGCCGUUCGGAUAUCAAGACGGUUGUCGUGGAUGCCUCUGACAGGCUCCUGGCCAAGUAUGUGACUCGUUGGUGGAGGAUCGACGACUCUGGUGUUCUGGAGUACGUGGAUCCACAGGUCUUGACCUCGCACAAGUGCCAUGUGCAAUGCUUGGCAGAGGCCGCAAUCGCUGCUCUUCAGCAAGUGAAGGACUUCUCCAAGAAGACUGUGUGCGGCGUUGGCAUCAGUGCGGCAGGAUGCGUGAAGUAUGGGAAACUCUGUGGAAUACCACCAGCCAUGGGUGGAGUAGAGGACACGGAUGCCACACGCCAGGACUUGGAGAAUCUGGAAGGCUGUGUGCUGGAGGAGAUGCGAAAGAUCCUUGAUGUGAAGGCUCGCUGCACCAGCGUGUUGGUGAAUGAUGGAGACGCCUCGGCGCUCUACGGUGCCAGUGGGAUGCCCGCAGGAAAAGCAGGGCUCUUUCUCUCCUGUGGUACCGGACUGGCCGGAGGAGUUGUUUGGAAGGGUGACUCCUGCGAUGGGAUCUUGGAAUUGGGCAAGCUGGUUGUGGGACUUCCCGACACAGGCACUGGCGGCGUGGUGCCGGUCCACGAUGGCUUGAACUUGCCGGCGGCAGCGCAAGGAAUGUGCGGCACGCAACGUGCCUUCUUCAACCUGCUGGCGGCGCGGGGUGGCGACUUCAUCACGGGGAAGGCCGAGCAACGGGCUGCGCUGGUGGCCAUGCAGAAGAAGGAACUGGACGCUGACUCACGAGGCCUUUUCGAGUCUUUGGGGCAAUGGCUCGCAUGCUUCGUGAUGGAGUUGAAUGAAUACCUCCCAGUGAAAGUGAACUACGUGGAGGCCGGUGGCAAAGUCACAGAUGGCCCCACCGGGGAAGCGAUGCUGGAGGCCUGUCGCCAGGCGCUGCCAGAGAUGGAGGUGCGCAAGGCUUUGGACAGCGAGUUCGGGCAAGCGGUGGCCGUGGCCAGUUUGGUGCGACCCCAAGGCUGAGCUCGACCAGAGCGGUGAGCUUGGUCGAGUCUGAAGAGUGUUUUGAGCUGAGUGGUAGCGAGGCAAAGCUCCGAGCUAGGUGAAUUGACGAUAGUCUAAGAUAGGUAAGAUGUCCCUGAGGCUGGGAAGCUGAAGAUUUCAGCAACUGCCGAAUCUUGGCAGAUGCUCGAUAUCUCUUGGGUCUCACUGCGGAAGAAUC
This is a messenger RNA of Durusdinium trenchii, 1692 nucleotides long. The record is from the annotation of a GenBank genome assembly. NCBI's taxonomy places the organism in Eukaryota, Dinophyceae, Suessiales, Symbiodiniaceae.